AACGGUAAAAAGCCGCGGACCUACUGCUAUCCGCGUGGGCAGCCAUGUUCCACAGAAACAUAUGGGAUCAAUUGUGUUAUAUACAUAUGUUGGAAGAGCCGGCUGGUGGGGGGGUGCCGUCCGAAAAAAUUAAUAAGGAGCACCAGCACGUUCACGGCGGCUCACCUACCGUGCCGUGUGUGUGUUGUGGGUUGAUAGAAUCUUUUGUUUUUCUUCAAGUUUCUUAGAUUUUGGAUAUUGUUGGUCUGCUCCACGAAUCGAGACAGUGUGGUUAUGUGGUAGAUUUUGGAGCUUAUUAUUUCACGUCAGAAAGGAAGAACAAUGAAUUUAUAUCAAAUAGCUCGUGCUGUCUUGGGUAAACCGAGUUUGUUCGUCGCAGACUUGUCGCUCAUAAGAUGUCGACACACGAAACAUUGGAAUCCAAAGUGGAAAAAAGAGAGAAGAGAAAAGGUUAUAAAGGUCGACUUGAGCGAUUUCGAAGAAAAGCACGACGAUAAUUCUGAAAUAGCAAAAGAACGCAAACGACAAAAGAUGAAAGAAAAGGGUAUUUAUCCCCAGAAACCCUGGCAAGAAAAACCCUUGUAUUUGAGUUGCACAGGAAGUAUAUUUGAGCCUUACGUACCUCCAGAAGGAGAUGGAAAAUUCUCAGCUAUGUCGACAAGUGGUGCAAAACAGAGUAUGCAGUUUAUACAAAAGAAAACCACAUCGUACCGAGCUGUUAAGAAAAUUAAAAAGUAUGAAGAAGAGUUUAAUGUUCAUGAUUUCACGGAUCAAGUAAAUGAUAUCUAUAGAAAUGCACAUGAAGCUUUGGCUAACAAGGAGAAGGACAAACUUACGGACUACGUUACAGAAAAAUUGUACCCUGAAAUGUUGUACCAUUUGGAAAACAAAAUUAUAAAAUGGAAAUUCAUUGGUUCCUUAGAACCAACAAGAGUAGUUCAUGCAAGGUGUACAAAUUUGGUCACAAAUGAUAACCACUUUGCUCAAGUCACAGCUCGACUUCAUACUCAGCAGACAUUAGCUAUUUAUGACAGGUUUGGAAGAUUGAUGAGUGGCUCGGAAAUUUUGACGAAAGAUGUCUUAGAAUAUGUUGUACUAGAAAAACAUUUAAGUAAUCAAUAUGGCCGAUGGCGAUUACAUGCUAAGAUUAUACCAUCAUGGGCACCUGCAAGGCCUGCCAUUCCAAAAACUUUUGUCUUGAAUAAUGAACUGUAAUUUUAAAAUAAAAAGUCGUUUAUUUCGAAAACAAAA
Messenger RNA from Nasonia vitripennis (jewel wasp), 1251 nucleotides. It is a transcript of the gene mRpL45, whose product is annotated as probable 39S ribosomal protein L45, mitochondrial. The transcript has 2 exons. The record is from RefSeq and is a predicted model, not a curated record. Gene Ontology annotation, cellular component: mitochondrion. Lineage: Eukaryota; Metazoa; Arthropoda; Insecta; Hymenoptera; Pteromalidae. The coding region runs from base 322 to 1215 and encodes 297 amino acids.